Molecule: messenger RNA, 1316 nt
Organism: Ochotona princeps (American pika)
Lineage: Eukaryota; Metazoa; Chordata; Mammalia; Lagomorpha; Ochotonidae
Gene: RRS1
Product: ribosome biogenesis regulator 1 homolog
Exons: 1
Coding region: 66-1154 (362 amino acids)
Biological process (GO): ribosomal large subunit export from nucleus; ribosome biogenesis; ribosomal large subunit biogenesis
Cellular component (GO): nucleolus; nucleus; preribosome, large subunit precursor
Molecular function (GO): protein binding
Source: RefSeq, a predicted model, not a curated record
AAGCAGCUCCUUCUCUUCCGGAUUGAGCUUCCCAGCGUCCCCACGUGGUGUCCCGUGCCGGAGCCAUGGAGGGUCCCGGCGUGGAGGAGCUGCUGGCCAAGGCGGAGCGGGACGAGGCGGAGAGGCUGCAGCGCAUCACGGUACACAAGGAGCUGGAGCUGGAGUUCGAUCUGGGUAAUCUGCUGGCCUGCGACCGGAACCCCCCUACGGGGCUGCGGCGGGCGGGAGCCGCCCCGGAGGCCGAGCUGCGGGCCCUGGCGCGGGACAACACGCAGCUGCUCAUCAACCAGCUGUGGCAGCUGCCCACGGAGCGCGUGGACGAGGCGGUGGUGGCGCGGCUGCCCGAGCCCAGCACUCGCCUGCCGCGGGAGAAGCCGGUGCCCCGGCCGCGGCCCCUGACGCGCUGGCAGCAGUUCGCGCGCCUCAAGGGCAUCCGACCCAAGAAGAAGACCAACCUGGUGUGGGACGAGGUGAGCGGCCAGUGGCGACGGCGCUGGGGCUACCAGCGCGCCCGGGAUGACACCAAGGAGUGGCUGAUCGAGGUGCCCGGUGGCGCCGACCCCAUGGAGGACCAGUUUGCCAAGCGCCUUCAGGCCAAGAAGGAGCGGGUGGCCAAGAACGAGCUGAACCGCCUGCGCAACUUGGCCCGCGCGCACAAGGCCCAGCUGCCCAGCGGGGCCGGCCUGCACCCCACCGGCCACCAGAGCAAAGAGGAGCUGGGCCGCGCCAUGCAGGUGGCCAAGGUCUCCACCGCCUCCCUGGGGCGCUUCCAGGAGCGCCUCCCCAAAGAGAAGGCGCCCCGGGGCCCCGGCAAGAAGAGGCAGUUCCAGCCCCUCUUCGGGGACUUCGCGGCCGAGAAGAAGAGCCAGCUGGAGCUCCUUCGCAUCAUGAACAGCAAGAAGCCCAAGCUGGACGUGACGAGGGCCACCAACAAGCAGAUGAGGGAGGAGGACCAAGAGGAGGCCGCCAAGAAGAGGAAGAUGAGCCAGAAGGGCAAGCGGAAAGGGGGUCCCGGAGGCAAGCGGAAAGGGGGGCCACCCGGCCAAGGGCCGAAGAGGAAAGGGAGCUUGAGGAGCAAGGGGAAGCCCGGAAGCUCGGGCUUGGGUGGCCAGAGGGGAGGCAGACCGCGGCCCGGAGGAAAGAGGAGGAAGUAGUUAAUGUGACCCUGAGCGCCCCGUGUCGCCUCCCAGGUGCUGUGAGAGCAGGGCGCCGGACAGGUGACUGCCCCUCGCCGGGCGUGAAGGUGGAGGGACGGACUCGCCCUCCCCUCGGGGAGAGUGUGAAUGGAUUCUGACAAGUUCAGGUUUUUGUCCCAG